AUGGAUGUGUCUGUCUGCGCCAUGAAAUGUCCUCCACUCGUAACACCGGAAAAUGGUAGCCAGAGAGAGGAACCAGAAAUAAAUAUCUUGUGUUGCAAUACAUGUAAAAGGCCGUAUGAACAGUCUACAAACGAAGAACACAUUGCAAAGCGUGUAAAACACGAUGAAGUAUACUCAGCACCAACAGUCAGUGAAGAUAAAUUUUUGUAUAUGGGUGACUUUGCAGUUGUUUAUACAGAUGGUUGUUGCUCAGGUAAUGGACGUAAUAGGGCACGUGCUGGAAUAGGUGUCUACUGGGGACCAGGCCACCCUUUAAAUACCAGUGAAAGACUUCCUGGACGGCAGACUAAUCAAAGAGCAGAAAUACAUGCAGCCUGCAAAGCAAUAGAGCAAGCAAAGAGUCAAAACAUCAAGAAAUUAAUUAUCUACACUGAUAGCAAGUUCACUAUUAACG
This is a messenger RNA of Fulmarus glacialis (Northern fulmar), 454 nucleotides long. RefSeq names its product ribonuclease H1-like. The transcript is spliced from 5 exons. NCBI's taxonomy places the organism in Eukaryota, Metazoa, Chordata, Aves, Procellariiformes, Procellariidae. The record is from RefSeq and is a predicted model, not a curated record. Gene Ontology annotation, molecular function: nucleic acid binding; RNA-DNA hybrid ribonuclease activity. Gene Ontology annotation, biological process: DNA replication, removal of RNA primer. The annotation marks the transcript as partial.